Molecule: messenger RNA, 321 nt
Organism: Penicillium canariense
Lineage: Eukaryota; Fungi; Ascomycota; Eurotiomycetes; Eurotiales; Aspergillaceae
Exons: 3
Coding region: 1-321 (106 amino acids)
Source: RefSeq, a predicted model, not a curated record
AUGGGGUCUGUGCUAUUCAAUCCCAGGGCCCCCACCCCCUCCAUUUUUAAAAAGGACGAUCCGACCUUAAACCAAGGACCUUUGACCACGGCGUACUAUCAGCCGUGUGGUGGCGAAGUCUAUGGCAAGGUUCUAGAUGGGAUUCAGUUGGCGAUUCAGGGCAUACCCAACGAGAACUCCUCGGCAUAUGGAGACCCUGUACAGUAUGAAAGGGACGAGAAGAUGAGCAAGAUCAAGGGGACUGUGAUUCGCGGGACGGGGCGGAUGACGGACCAAAAGGCCUGGGAGCUCGACCGGGACCUUGACUACGGCAAUGGGUGA